AUGGGGAAAAAAGACACCAGGAAGACUGCUUCGAGCUCAAAUCCGCAACCAACAUCGACGCCAGUUGCUGGUGAAAAACCGAAGAAACUCACAGCAAGGGAGCUUCUACUCAAGGCCUUUGAUGCAUUGCCAGUCUUGGACAAUCUACGUGCAAAAGCAAGCGGAAGCAAGGACGCGGAAAUGCUUGCAUACAUAGAAAGAUAUAUCACGACGCAGAAAGAAGCCGACAAGGCAAGUUCACCAUUUGGGUUUUCUUCUGUCAAGGGUCCUAUGUUAGAAGAACUGGGGAUCCGUCAAGCUGAAUUCAACUUCGAUUUGGAGACAUUGCAGACGAUCGCCAGCUCGCGUGGUAUAAGCGUAAGGUUCGAUGAGGACCUGCGCUAUCUGAAAAUGUCAGGUUUAUCGACGAAAGAACAACUAUCAUCAAUUAUGACAGUAAACUACCUCCUGGAAUCCAUGUACAAUGCUCCUCCGGGUUCCGAAGAUGUCGACGAGCCUCGAUACCCUAAAAUCUCGCCAGAGUUAGCGAUCCCCCCUGGUACUCAUGUAAACAAGGACAAUGGUAUGCAGUAUACUUUCCAUGGAGCUGCCGAUUACUUGGUUUUUUUGGUCGACAAAGACUGCAUCCUACAAGGUGUAGAUAUCGACACGCUGCUCAAGUUGAAACGCUACUCCAACGGAAGUCUUGUCAUCGUCGAAGUGAAAAAUCCCGCCAAUGUCUUCACCCCUGGGCAUAUCGCCGAGGCCGUUGCACAGGUAGCGACAGCGAGUCUACAUACCGGCCAGGACCACCGUUUCAUCAUGACUGACUCUCAAGAAUGGAGAUUUUGCAUUUACCGGCAAGAGGAGAAGAUAUACUACAUGUCUCACUCACUUAGCGUCCUUACCCACGGCAACAAGGCUAUUUUGACAGCUCUAGACGAAUGGGUGUGGGAUGCUAAUCUUGUAAACUCACCACAUCAGCUCUGGAAUUACCGAACAACAAGCAAAGAUCAAGUGCUAGGGACACGACUACAAAUAGGCGAGACUCGAGAGUGA
This is a messenger RNA of Pleurotus ostreatus (oyster mushroom), 1038 nucleotides long. RefSeq lists its product as uncharacterized. The transcript has 5 exons. Bases 1 to 1038 code for a protein of 345 amino acids. NCBI's taxonomy places the organism in Eukaryota, Fungi, Basidiomycota, Agaricomycetes, Agaricales, Pleurotaceae. The record is from RefSeq and is a predicted model, not a curated record.